AUGAAUCUUACGGAAUCGCUGUGGUUUCUAGAAGAGUCAUGGAAGCUCAACCGAACAGAGGAGGAGGAACUUAUUUUCGGGAUCGGCACGGAUAAUUUCAUCACGUUAGUGGUGUUUUGUCUCAUCUUCGUGCUCGGUGUACUUGGUAACUCCAUGGUGAUCACAGUCCUGGCCCGGAGCAAACCGGGGAAACCACGCAGCACCACAAAUAUCUUCAUCCUGAACCUGAGCAUCGCGGACCUGUCCUACCUUAUCUUCUGCGUCCCUUUCCAGUCUACCGUCUACAUGAUGCCCACUUGGGUCCUGGGCGCAUUCAUUUGUAAAUUUAUCCACUAUUUCUUCACGGUGUCCAUGUUGGUCAGCAUCUUCACUCUCUCGGCAAUGUCCGUGGACAGAUACGUAGCCAUCGUGCACGCUAGAAAGUCCUCCACUAUAAGGGUUGCCAAACAUGCUUUCAUCGGCGUGGUGGUCAUUUGGAUUCUCUCUUUGGCCAUGGCAGCGCCCAUCAUGUAUUACCAGAAUAUCUUUCACGGGGGAGAAAAUCUAACAUUUUGCUGGGAAGUGUGGCCCGACCCAAACCAGAAAAAAAUAUAUGUGGUUUGCACCUUUGUUUUUGGCUACAUUUUGCCCUUGCUGCUCAUCACUUUUUGCUAUUCAAAGGUUUUAAAACACUUGCACAAAAAGCUGAGAAAUAUGUCCAAAAAGUCUGAGGCAUCAAAGAAAAAGACAGCUCAGACAGUGCUGGUUGUAGUGGUGGUAUUUUGCCUGUCAUGGCUCCCUCAUCAUGUGGUUCACCUCUGGGCAGAGUUUGGGACCUUCCCAUUGAACCAGGCUUCAUUUGUGCUGCGAAUUGCCGCCCACUGCCUGGCCUACAGCAAUUCUUCUGUCAACCCCGUCAUCUAUGCCUUCCUGUCGGAAAACUUCAGGAAGGCUUAUAAGCAAGUAUUCAAAUGCCAGAUUGGCACAGAAGAUGUGCUGCUCAAUGAGAUCAAGGAGAUUCGCAGCAAGCCAGACACACCACCUUCAACCAACUGCACCAAUGUUUGA
Nerophis lumbriciformis (worm pipefish) is the source of this 1047-nucleotide messenger RNA. Lineage: Eukaryota; Metazoa; Chordata; Actinopteri; Syngnathiformes; Syngnathidae. The record is from RefSeq and is a predicted model, not a curated record.